UCUCUUCAGUGCAACCGUCGAUUGCGGUGCGCUGUUCAGUGUCUGUUUUGAUUCGUGAAUUCUUCGUGCGUUGUUGAGCCACAGGAACCGCAGCCUUUCUCAAAAUGGCGACCGCUAAUGGUGAUUCUAAAAUGCAACAGGGACCCGCCUUUGACUCCAAUGCCAUGACGCUGACGCGUUUUGUGCUUCAGGAGCAGCGUAAGUUUAAGAAUGCCACGGGCGAUCUGUCCCAGCUCCUGAAUUGCAUACAGACGGCCAUCAAGGCGACUGCCUCGGCUGUGCGGAAGGCUGGCAUUGCCAAGUUGCAUGGCAUUGCGGGGGAUGUGAAUGUGCAGGGCGAGGAGGUGAAGAAACUGGACGUGCUGUCCAAUGAGCUGUUCAUCAAUAUGCUGAAAUCCUCCUACACCACCUGCCUGAUGGUAUCCGAGGAGAAUGAGAAUGUAAUUGAAGUGGAAACGGAGCGUCAGGGCAAAUACAUUGUCUGCUUUGAUCCGUUGGAUGGCUCCUCGAACAUUGACUGCCUCGUCUCCAUAGGCUCAAUUUUUGCCAUUUAUCGCAAGGUGAGCGAGGGCGCUCCCACCGUGCAGGACGCACUGCAGCCGGGCAACCAAUUGGUUUCCGCCGGCUAUGCCCUAUACGGCUCAGCAACUGCCAUUGUCUUAGGCUUGGGCUCGGGGGUAAAUGGUUUCACCUACGAUCCAGCGAUUGGUGAAUUCAUACUGACUGACCCAAAUAUGCGGGUUCCUGAGAAGGGCAAAAUUUAUUCGAUCAACGAGGGUUAUGCUGCCGACUGGGAAGAGGGCGUCUUCAACUAUAUUGCUGCCAAGAAGGAUCCUGCGAAGGGCAAGCCCUAUGGCGCACGUUAUGUGGGCUCCAUGGUCGCCGAUGUGCAUCGUACGAUCAAGUAUGGCGGAAUCUUCAUCUAUCCCGCGACCAAGUCGGCGCCCAACGGCAAGCUUCGUCUGCUUUACGAAUGUAAUCCUAUGGCUUUUCUGAUUGUGCUGGCCGGUGGUUUGGCAAGCAACGGAAAGAUCAACAUAUUAGACAUUGUGCCACAGAAAAUACACGAACGCAGUCCCAUUGUAUUGGGAUCUAAGUCAGAUGUGGAGGAAGCGCUGUCCUACAUAUCGAAAUGAGAAGUGUACAAUUUUUUCUGUAAGCCUUUUUAAUGACAACAAUAAAAACUUAAUCUCAAAAACUUAAGAAUAGAAAGAGCUA
Molecule: messenger RNA, 1218 nt
Organism: Scaptodrosophila lebanonensis
Lineage: Eukaryota; Metazoa; Arthropoda; Insecta; Diptera; Drosophilidae
Gene: fbp
Product: fructose-1,6-bisphosphatase 1
Exons: 4
Coding region: 105-1136 (343 amino acids)
Biological process (GO): fructose metabolic process; sucrose biosynthetic process; fructose 6-phosphate metabolic process
Cellular component (GO): cytoplasm; cytosol
Molecular function (GO): fructose 1,6-bisphosphate 1-phosphatase activity
Source: RefSeq, a predicted model, not a curated record